ACCAUUCAGCAGGCGACUAUCGAUUCUUAACGACACCAAAAGAUAUCAGUAAUAUUUCUAUUUUUUAAAUAUUCAAACAAGGCGACGACAUAAAAAACAAAACAGCGAUCAUGUCAGUGUCAAAAAGUUUGUUGGUCUUUGCAUUCGUAUUAUCAUUUUGCGAAGGUGUCUUGAGUCAGUGUAAUUGUGCAGUUGACCCCGACAAUACAAUAUGUGAGGCUGGCUGCACAUACUAUAUUUAUUGCCAGAGUGGCACUGAUGUAACCGUACAAUGUCCAGUAGGCCAGGUUGUUGACGUAGAGGUCGGUGGAUGCGACGAUCCUGAAAAUGUGGCGCCCCCUUGCGGAGUGUACCGGAAUUGUACAGGAAAGGCUGAUGGUUACUAUACCAACUAUGACGAUGCUUGCUUGUCCUAUCAUUAUUGUCUGAAUGAGCAGUUCCAGGCAAACAAUCUUUGUCCAGCAGGUCUCGUGUAUGACGAACCCAGGCAACUCUGUAACUGGCCAGAGAACACCUGUCCUCCAUGCGGAGACGGAAGUGAGGACCCUUUUGAACCCUGCCCAACUUCGACAGCUGCAACGACUACCAUUACAAUACGGCCAUGAACGUUGCGGUUUGGAUCGAUGUCCCCAGCCCCAGUCUUUAUUGUUCCUCUUAUAAAUUUACACAUAAAUUCUAUUUCUAUUAAAAUGUACAUGUUUUAAAUGAAUUAGCCAGCCCGUCGGGGCUAUGUAGGAAGGGGACCGUUAUCUCAGGUGGAGAGCGAAAUCUAUCUUUACUACUAAAUAAAAUUUAAUUUUAAAACGUA
This is a messenger RNA of Owenia fusiformis, 808 nucleotides long. NCBI's taxonomy places the organism in Eukaryota, Metazoa, Annelida, Polychaeta, Sabellida, Oweniidae. The record is from the annotation of a GenBank genome assembly.